Jatropha curcas is the source of this 2418-nucleotide messenger RNA. The record is from RefSeq and is a predicted model, not a curated record. NCBI's taxonomy places the organism in Eukaryota, Viridiplantae, Streptophyta, Magnoliopsida, Malpighiales, Euphorbiaceae.
CCAUAACUUCUUCCCUCUCAGCCUAAUAUCAUAAACUAACAACAAUUCCAAGGAGAAAAAAUAUAUACAAUUUUCACAAAUGGAAGAAAAGUAGACGUAGCAUUUUACACAGCGGUGAAUCCUUGAUAUGGUACUUGUUAGUGGUCUGGUUUCUAUUUUAUGAUAAAGUUGUCUCUUUUGGAGAAUUUUUAUGAUAAAACUGGUAUUUUCUAGGUAGUUGCGUGUGUUUAUUUAGCUUAAUAGUAUAAUAGAACAAACUCAAAAAAACUGUCCCGUGGAGACUGUGGUGGGUGGGAGUCUGGGAGAUGUAAUAUCGACUAAACACCACGUUUUUUCAAUUAACUGGACACUGGCCGUCUCCCUCUCUCUAUGAUAAAUAUCAGUUUCCUAAGCCUCCGUCGCUCUGCCUCGUCUCAAUUAUCUUUGCAAGAAAGGUAAGGAAGGAAGGAAGAAGAAGAAGAAAAAAAGAAAACGGUCAUGGCAGCCGGUGUAACGCCGUGUGCAAUUCGAGCAUUAACUCAAGAUCCAUGUUUCAGAGUCCAUUUGAGAAAUGGUUUCCAGGGAGAAGCUUUGCCUCUCUACAAUUUUUCCGGUCGCCUCGGACAAGCAAUGUUGUUGUUAAGGUCUCUGGUGCUGCCAUUAGCAAAGACAAUGGAAAUGCUGUCCCUGUUGCUGAAGCACCAGUGCCUUUCUUUGCUCUCUCCAAGGGUCAAUGGCACACAAUUUCAGUUUUUAUUGGUGAUGAAAGUGGAAUAAUAAAUCGGAUUGCUGGUGUUUUUGCUAGAAGGGGUUACAACAUUGAGUCCCUUGCAGUUGGUUUAAAUAAGGACAAGGCUCUCUUUACCAUAGUUGUCCGUGGAACUGACAAGGUUUUGCAACAAGUAAUAGAGCAGCUUAACAAGCUUGUGAAUGUCAUAAAAGUGGAAGAUAUCUCUCGAGAACCACAAGUAGAACGGGAAUUGAUGCUUUUAAAACUCAAUGUGGAUCCAAGUACCCAUCCUGAGAUCAUGUGACUGGUGGACAUCUUCAGAACAAAAGUUGUCGAUAUCUCAGAGCAUACCCUGACUAUUGAGGUCACUGGAGAUCCUGGGAAGAUGGCUGCUGUUCUAAGGAACUUAAGCAAUUUCAGGAUCGAAGAACUUACCAGAACUGGAAAGAUUGCUCUAAGAAGGGAAAGGAUGCGUGAGACUGCACCAUUUUGGAGAUUUUCUGCAGCUUCUUAUCCUGAUCUUGAAAGGACACAGCCUGGUGAUGCCUUUUCCAGUAAUGCUGUGAAUAGUUUUUCAGGGAAUUCAAAUGGAUCACUUAAUGGCAGUGGCAUUUCAUCAUCUAAGGGUGAUGUAUAUCCCGUGGAGCCUUAUGAUGACUACUCAAUGAAUCAAGUUCUUGACGCUCAUUGGGGUGUUCUUUAUGAUGAAGAUUCAAGUGGAAGUCAGUCACACACACUCUCUAUGCUUGUGAAUGACUCUCCUGGUCUUAACAUGGUCACUGGUGUUAUUUCCUGACGAGGUUAUAACAUUCAGAGUCUUGCUGUGGGUCAUGCUGAAAGAGAGGGAUUUUCUUGCAUUACAACCGUUAUUCCUGGAACUGAUGAAUCAAUUGGGAAGUUGGUAUUGCAUCUUCACAAGUUGAUAGAUCUGCAUGAGGUACGCGACAUCACACACUUGCCAUUUGCAGAACGAGAGUUGAUGCUGAUAAAGAUAGCUGUAAACACUGCUGCAAGAAGGGUUGUUCUUGAUAUUGAUAGCAUAUUUCGGGCCAAAGCUGCUGAUGUGUCUGAUCACACGAUUACCCUUGAGCUUACAGGUGAUUUAAACAAGAUGGCUGCCCUGCGGAGACUACUAGAGCCAUUUGGGAUUUGUGAGGUGGCACGGACUGGAAGGGUCGCAUUGGUGCGGGAAUUAGGCGUGGACUCCACAUACCUCUGUGGUUUUCCGCUCCCAUUGUGAUUUUAAGAUCUUUAAUCGCUUCUUGUCUCGUCUCUUCUGAAUGUUGUCUGUCUCAAAUAGGGUUCCUUAUCCAUUCUCUCUUGUGCUUUCUUUUUCCUUUAGAGAAGGGGAAAGAGAUGAUAUUGAAGUUUCCCACUUCUUUGUCAUGCUGCAAUGUUCACAUGGUGAUGGCUCUUCAGUUGAGUAAAAGAGGAAAUUAGUGUCUUCCUUCUUUGCCUUGAGGGGAAAAAAAGGCCUACGAAUCUUUGUAUACGUGAAUAGGAAGUAUGUUCCUACUGUCAAGGACUCGAGGGUUGGUUUUAGAAUAGAGAUCACCUUCUUCCUCAUCUUUUUUCAAUGCAUUAGUAAACCUACACAAGCAAUACAGUGUCUAUUAUGCUGUGACUCGAAGUUUUUCAUGGGAGGGAGAGGGCUGCAAUCAUAGGGCCCAAAAAAAUUGCAAAAAAAAAAAAAAAAAAAAAAAAAAAAA